Leguminivora glycinivorella is the source of this 2383-nucleotide messenger RNA. Its product is annotated as multiple C2 and transmembrane domain-containing protein-like. Gene Ontology annotation, cellular component: synaptic vesicle membrane. Bases 53 to 2218 code for a protein of 721 amino acids. NCBI's taxonomy places the organism in Eukaryota, Metazoa, Arthropoda, Insecta, Lepidoptera, Tortricidae. Gene Ontology annotation, molecular function: calcium ion binding. The record is from RefSeq and is a predicted model, not a curated record. The transcript is spliced from 14 exons. Gene Ontology annotation, biological process: regulation of neurotransmitter secretion.
GUAUAGCUCAAAUCAAAUACAGUUUUAGUGCAAUAUAAAUAUUUCAUUUGUGAUGGACACGUAUAAGAAAAAUGAACCCACAAGUCCCACAAGUACACUAACAAAGAGGCAUUUCGCUUCAAUACAUUCAAAAAUACAAAACAAAUAUGAAGAAAUGCAGAAGAGACUAGAAAAGUCUAAAUCUGUUGAUUCGCUGACUGGUCUGAAUGAGAGUUUCGUUUUUGUGCAAGCUCAUACGUUUGAAGAAAAUUCAGAAUAUGAAAGGGAUGGAAUAAAACAUGAAGAUAAAAAGCCACCUGAUACUUUUAAAGUUAUUGUGGAGGAAGUCUCAGUAAAUGCUUCUUCACAACAAGAUGUGAAUGGAACAUAUGAAGUGUCAUAUUCUGAAGCAUUUGAGGAAACAGAAAGAAAAAUCUGUAAUUUUUUCGACGGACACUAUGACAACAGCCUGACCGCAAGUCUUGAGUCUUUAAACACAUUGAAUGCCGAAAGCACGGAGUACGAAGAGUCGCUGCCGCCGCCCUCGCCGCCGGUGCACAAAAUAACAAUACGUGAUAGAAUCGGAUCUCGAAUAGCAGCUGUUAAGGAAAGACGAAGAGAGAAAACUAAGAAAAAAGAGGCUAAAGAAAAAAUGGAAAAGUUGAUUCUGAGUAACACAACAAAACAAGAGACAAAAAUCGUCAAAAAGACCAAAGUGGGUACGGUUACCAUUGCGCUCAUCGAGGCCACUGGCUUUGAAAGAGAUAUCACGGAGGAAAAGACACGUAUGCUGUUUUGCCGAUUUCGGUUAGGCUCAGAAAAGUAUAAAUCUAAACCAAUAAAAAGCCAAUCAUCAUCAGUCAAAUGGCAGGAAUUAUUCAACAUUAACUUGUUCGACGAAAAUAUGCUGGAAAUCUCAUUAUGGGACAAGGAGAUAUUUCUCGGAAGGAGCGACAUAGAUCUGUCAGAAACUGAGAGGGAAAAGACCCACAAAAUGCGUUUGGAUUUGAAAGAGGGCUCGAACGUCCAAUUAUUCAUUCUGCUCACUAUAAGCGGGGUGAUUCCGAAAAAUAUCGCUUUAGACAUGGAGGAGUACGAGAGGCAAAGGAAACGAAAAAUGCGUAAACGUGCCUGGUUUGGACUAAGAGAUGACUAUACCGACGUUGGUAGUUUAUCAGUGUUCGUAUACGGUGGAAAAGGAUUAGCCGCAACCGAUUCCUACUGCGUUUUACAACUGAACAAUGACAGACUUCAAACACCUACUGAAUUCAAGACCAACGAACCUAAUUGGAUGAAAAUAUUUACAUUCACAGUAACGGAUAUUACAUCAAUCCUAGAAGUCACCAUUUUUGAAGAAAAGAAGACUGAAAUAGUUGGAAUGAUAUCAGUUCCUCUAUUAAAAAUAAAUAAUGGAGAAAAAAAAUGGUACGCCCUUAAGGACAGCACGCAAAGAGAGAGAGCUAAAGGAACUAAUCCGAGAAUACUUUUGGAAAUGAAAGUGACAUGGAACCUUCCGAGGGCUGCUAUUCGAGUCAUCAAUCCGAAAGAAGAAGUAUAUCUGGAGCCAACGGAGAAGUUAGACAGGCACAUUUUUGCAAGAAAUCUAUCGCGAGCCAAAGCAGUAGGUGAAUGGAUAGUGGACGCUUCCAAAGUUGUAAAGACCUGUUUUGAAUGGGAAUCCAGGAUUUGGAACAUACUGGCGCUAGUAGUGUGGCUCAUCAUGUGUUCCAUCUUCAGGGUCUGGAUGCUACCGAUGCUGUUCCUCUUGCCGUUCAUUUGGUAUCGCCCUGAGAACUACUUCUUGUUCCGCUGGAGGAGGUAUUUUGAAGACGACAAUAGGUCAAUAACCUCAGAUGAUAAAAUUGAAAAGACAUCGGCGACAUCGAUAAUGCAAAAAAUAAACUCUUUGCAAGAAAUGGUACAGUCAGUACAGAACACCAUCGGCAAACUCGCUAGUUACGGCGAGAGCGUAAAGAAUUUGUACAAUUUUACUGUGCCAUUCCUGAGUUUUCUGUCCAUUACCAUCAUAAUGGUAAUAUCUUUGGUGAUGUUCCUCGUUCCUGUCAAUUACAUCUUCAUGCUGUGGGGUGUACACAAGUUUACAAGAAAAAUCCUCCGCCCGAACAGAAUACCUAAUAAUGAAAUACUAGACUUACUAUCUCGGGUGCCUGACGAUGAGACUUUGCUUGAUUGUGAAGAAUUACCGUUAGAAGAAAUAUCGGAAGAUGUGGUCAAUUGACGAAUGACAACUCUAGAUCUGUUUUUUUUAAUAUUUUAUUUUACCUGUAAAUAACUAGCUACUAAGACAGCAAUUUGAUAUGUGAGUAUUUCAAUUUAUUAGUUACAGUAAUCAUUUGUACGAGUACUUAAUCUAUUCAGUUAAAUUUAUGCAACAAAAAACUGA